Messenger RNA from Danaus plexippus (monarch butterfly), 3287 nucleotides. RefSeq names its product bifunctional coenzyme A synthase (gene Ppat-Dpck). The transcript is spliced from 10 exons. The coding region runs from base 117 to 1712 and encodes 531 amino acids. Gene Ontology annotation, molecular function: dephospho-CoA kinase activity; ATP binding. Gene Ontology annotation, biological process: coenzyme A biosynthetic process. The record is from RefSeq and is a predicted model, not a curated record. NCBI's taxonomy places the organism in Eukaryota, Metazoa, Arthropoda, Insecta, Lepidoptera, Nymphalidae.
UUCUCAAUUAUGACACAGACUUGUUGCAUUUUAGAUUAGAAUCUCGUAAUGUUUGCUAGUUUACCAGAUAAAUAAAGAAAAGUAUAACAUUUUUGUACAUAACCUUUGGACUUAUCAUGCCGCUUUCUUUAUUUAGUAUUCCCACUAUCGUGUUGCUUUUGUCGGUUUUUGUUUCAUAUUAUUGUAUCAUUUAUUAUAAUAAGGCAGUACCAAUGGCCAAUAAUGGAAUACUUUUCAUUUCAAAUGCUGCGAAGGCUCAUAAACUUUGCUCGAAAAUAUCAAAGUGUGUGAAAAAUGUUUUAUAUAUUAAUUUUAAUAGUGGACCAGAAAGCACACUGUCAAUUGUAAAUAAACAAAUUAUUGAUAUAUAUUCUAAGGUACCAAAAAAUAUGAAGAUAGAUAUAAGACUGAUGUUGAAACCAAGGGAGACUGGAAAUAAAAUCACAACCAAUAACGCAAUAGAGUUGAUAAUGUAUGACAAAGAUUUAGCAAAUGAAGUUGAUAAUUUGAAGUUUUCACUAACAAAUAUAAGAGAAAAUGUAGAUAUUGAAAGUGUAGAAAAUGAAGAAAACGCAUGCGAAGAUGUGAAGGAAGAUGUCAAGGUAUAUGAUUAUGUGGCACUCGGAGGAACGUUCGAUCGUUUGCACAACGGUCAUAAGAUUUUGUUGUCUCAGGCUGUGUUGCGAGCUAAAAAACAUGUCACAGUCGGUGUCACCGACCUCGAUAUGAUACAAUCUAAGAAAUUAUGGGAGUUAAUUCAACCGAUCGAGAUAAGAAUUAAGGCGGUGUUAGACUUCCUGACUGAUAUAAAUCCCGACUUAGAAUACAAUGUUCUGCCAAUCCAAGAUGUGUAUGGACCGACCAAAGAUGACCCUCAUUUUCAGUUAUUAGUGGUCAGUGAAGAGACGAGUCGAGGUGCGAUCAAAGUUAAUGAGAAACGGAAAGAAAAUGGACUAAAUCCUCUGGAUGUGUAUACUAUUGGACUCGCUGAAGACACAAACCAGCAAUCAUAUGAGGAAGAGGCCAAGCUGAGUUCGAGUAAUCAAAGGAUGAGGUUGCUGGGAACCAUUCUAAGAGAACCUCGGCCCAACCCCAAUAUACCGAAGCACCCAUAUGUGAUUGGUCUAGCUGGUGGCAUAGCCAGUGGAAAGAGCAGUAUCACGGAGAAGUUAAAACUGAAAGGCGCAGCCAUAUUGAAUUGCGACGUCAUAGCUCAUGAACUAUACAAGCCUGGGCUGCCAUUGAAUCAUACCAUCGCUGAGAGUUUCGGAAGUGACGUCAUUACUGAUGGGGGGGAGGUGGACAGGCGGAAACUGGGAGCUAUUGUGUUCAGUGAUAAGAGUCAAUUACAGCGACUGAACUCAUUAGUAUGGCCGGCUGUCAUCCAAGAAGCGCAAAAAAGGAUCAAGGCGUUAGGAGAAGCUGGUAGUUCAGUUGUGGUGAUGGAAGCCGCUGUGAUGGUGCAAGCCGGGUGGUACAAGUACUGCCAUCAGCUCUGGACGGUCAUCAUACCACCGGAGGAGGCGGUAAAAAGACUGCAGGCUCGCAAUAACCUAUCAGAAGUGGAGGCGAAACAGCGCGUGAGUGCCCAACCUUCGAACCAGGAGCAAGUGGCUCUGGCCAAUGUGGUGUUCAGUCCAUACUGGAGCUACGAACACACCCAGGGCCAGGUGGACCGCGCAUGGGAAAACCUGCAGAUAUAUUUACAAUGAUUAAUUUAUGAUUCCGGAAUACCUUGUAUGUACAAUAUAUAUAAUGUUAUAAGUUUUGGAUUGAAAAUAUAUUGGAAAGUAUAGGUAUUGUCAUAGUUUGAAAAAGUAAAUAAGUCAAUGUACUAUCAUGCCAAAAAAUCUUUAACUUACUACAGUUUACCUCAAAUUUAAGAAUAUUUAUCGAAUUGAUUUAACCUUUAGUAGUCACCAUUCAUGUCACCAGCAUUAUCAUGACCAACCAGUGGUAACUUCUAGUCAGAGGACUAUUUACCUGUUCUAUUUACUUUGACCUUCUGAUUGUGACGCUUAACUCUACUCUAAAGUUGUGUCUCUGGUUUCCAUUGCUGAAUAAUGCUGUCUGGUCUCGCUGAUACUCCAGUCACAUUUUUCCUCCGCCACUCUCAGUUGCAGAAUUGGUAGUUGUACCUGUUUUAAACAACCUUCAUAAUAAUUGUUAUUAAGAGAACGGAAAUGUUGGUAAUGGCUGGUUAUUUUAACAAAGCACAGAACAGUCAAUUAUGUUUAACUUUUAGAGAACAAACACUAAAUCAGGCACCAAUUUCAUAUAUUAUUGAUUAUCUGAGUAUAGAAUAUGUGUUGACUACCGAUGCAGACGGUUUAUGAAGAAAGCUUUUGCUAUGUCAUGUCUUCAAGAGCUUCGAAAGAAAGAGCUAAAAUUUUUUCCUUCUCCGAGCAAUAAGUGCCUGUGUUAAUAUAAUGUGCCUACAUAUUAUUGUUCAGCGAUUCUGUUUCAAACCUGGACUCAUUGCUAGUUGUGGGUUAGUGUUCAGGGAAAAUUAGAAAAGUAGGAGAUAGUAUGAUGAUGACGGUCCAGGCUUGUGUAAUCUAUUCAAAAGGUCAGUGGAUGGACAACCUCGCAGCUUGACCUAGUAAAUUGUGCCUUGGAUACAGCCUUCGCACAAACCUCCUCGGUGUGAAAUGAAAUAAUAUACAAAAUAUAAGAAAUUUAAAUAAUAAAUAUACAUUACAACGUGUUUAAAGCUUCAGCGGUGAUGUAGAAUAAGACUUAAUCAUAAGUGUAUUGUGUGAUAUUGUUAUUAUGGUAGAUUAAAAAUGUUGUUUGCAAUGCAUUAUUUUUCUGCAUUAAGAUUUAUUUUUAAAACAUUCUAUUUAAUACCGAACUUCAAUUGUUAACGAUUUCUUGCACCGACAGCGUUUCGUUGAGAUUCGUUGAAACUUGAAACUAAUGUUUCAGAUGGGACAAUUGUCCAAUUAAUGGCAUUUAACAAGAAAGACAAUAAUAUGAAUGAGUGUGAAUGAAACAUAGCAUAAAAAUAUAAACAACAGCCUGAUUAAACCCUCGAUUUUCUUAAAGUUUUUUUUUACUUCGUUAUAACUUUAAAACAGGUCAAGUUUAUUGUUCCCUUCCUUGUUAUGAAAUGUCAUCAAGGACACCAAGUAAAAGUGUCACAAGUUUAUAAAAAAAUUCAAGUCAUAUUUCUACUAUUAAAUAACAAAAAUCAAAGCAUUGUUGAAUUAUUAUUAUAAAACUUAUACUUAGACGUUAUGUUGAAAAUAUAUUUCUUAUUUUUGAAAAUAAAAUAUGUUCAAUCA